AUGGCGCCAGAAACUGAACACAAUGAUUUGAGAAACUACAAGAUGGCGAAUGAUUACGACGAUGACAGAACAGCUUGGAGAGAUGAUAUGCAUCGCGGGGAUGAUCCAUCAAGCGAGGAAGUGCUUGACAAUCCCCAGGAAGUACUCCAGCAAUCAUGCGCGCAAAUGGCGAACCUGCUAGCAGACUGGUUGCUCAUAGCAGGCGUAGACGUAGGAGACGUGCGAGCAAUGAUAGAAAACAACCUAAAAGACGUAAUCUUGAAGACCUUCGACCCUAAAAAGGCUGAUAAAAUCUUCACCGAGGAGGGAGAGACGCCCGCUUGGUUAACAGAGAUGAUCCAGCACCACACCUGGAGAUCGCUGAUAUACCGACUGGCUGAAGAAUACCCCGACUGCCUGAUGUUGAACUUCACCAUCAAACUGAUCUCGGACGCGGGCUUCCAGGGAGAGAUCACGAGUAUCUCCACCGCUGCUCAGCAGAUUGAAGUGUUCUCCCGGGUGCUCAAGACAGCUAUCACCGGGUUUCUCCAGAGCACCGAAAACUGGCAGAACAGCAUCCAGGAAUGUGCCAAAAUGGUCUGCCACGGGCAGCACACGUACGUCUACAGCCAAGUGUUGCUGCAGAUUCUCGCCCAGGAGCCCCGAGGCGGGUUCAUGAUGAAAAGACUGUCCCAGGAAAUCACCAAAUGCGCCCAGCAGAACCGACACGACGUCACGCCUAUUACCAUGGCGUUGAACGGUGCUGCUGGCAGUCCUGCAGCGUGCCAAGCUUUGACUUCCAUGUUGUCGAGGAACAACCUCAACCCCGCGGACAUUUCUGUCCUCUACAGACACUAUUCUUCCGCAGAGCCGCCUCCGAUCGAGCUGGUGAGGAACCCCCAGUUCCUGGAGCUGCUUGUCGACGUCCUCUUCAAGCCUGGGGUCAAGCUCAACCCCGAACACAAGAGCAAGUACAUCUACCUGCUAGCUUAUGCCGCUAGCGUCUGCGAAACCUUGCCGAAAAAAGGAAACGCGAGGAAGCUGAAUAAAGAUGAGUUAAAGACCACCAUCCAGGCCAUUGAGAAGGUCCACAAUAUCUGCAACAUCAACAAGGGAUCCACGGAGCUUAUUGCUGAGCUUAACACUCUCUACCAGGCGAUCAGGUUCCCUGUAGUCAGUGUUGGAGUCAUCAGGUGGGUCGAAUGUACUGUCACAGAGCCUUCUUACUUUAAAUUAAGCACCGAGUAUUGUCCAGUCCACUUGGCUCUUCUGGAUGAAGUGGUCACUUGCCAUCACUUGCUUCAUCCCAAAGUUCUUCAGCUUCUGAUCCAGCUGUUUGAGAGCAAGCAAGACGAGCUGGAAAUCUUGGUACAGUUGGAGAUGAAGAAAAUGCUGAUUGACAGAAUGGUUAAUUUACUCAGUAGAGGAUGUGUCGUUCCAGUUGUUUGCUAUAUCAAGCAGUGCUGGCAGAAAGAUGAUACUGAUAUUAGUUUGAUCAGAUACUUUGUUACUGAGGUCCUAGAGGCCAUCGCUCCGCCUUAUACGCCCGAGUUUGUGGAAAUGUUCCUGCCCAUGGUUGAAAAUGAGGAAAUUACUGGAACUAUGCGCGGGGAUAGCGAAAAUGAUCUUGUUUCUGAGUUUAUUGUUCACUGCAAAGCCCAUUGUCCGGUUGAGAGAUGA
Cotesia congregata is the source of this 1659-nucleotide messenger RNA. Lineage: Eukaryota; Metazoa; Arthropoda; Insecta; Hymenoptera; Braconidae. The record is from the annotation of a GenBank genome assembly.